Messenger RNA from Carassius gibelio (silver crucian carp), 2131 nucleotides. Its product is annotated as gastrula zinc finger protein XlCGF8.2DB. Gene Ontology annotation, biological process: regulation of transcription by RNA polymerase II. Gene Ontology annotation, cellular component: nucleus. Gene Ontology annotation, molecular function: RNA polymerase II cis-regulatory region sequence-specific DNA binding; DNA-binding transcription activator activity, RNA polymerase II-specific. Bases 571 to 1542 code for a protein of 323 amino acids. NCBI's taxonomy places the organism in Eukaryota, Metazoa, Chordata, Actinopteri, Cypriniformes, Cyprinidae. The record is from RefSeq and is a predicted model, not a curated record. The transcript is spliced from 2 exons.
UCGUUUAAAAGUGUUUAAAUAAAGAUAACUCGUUUCGAAAUAAAUUACUGCACAAUGCAGCACUGCAUUAUCUACUGUAAUUAAUAAAAUAUAUUUUGUAUGAGUAUCAGGAGCGGUCUUAUUUGGCACCCUCUAUUAUGAAACUGUUCAUUAAACUUCGAGUCAACUCGGGAGUCAUUUGCUUCUUGAAAUCACUCGAAUCAUCGCGCGCACGCGACACCUGCUGCUCAAAACAGCAACAAGAACAACAAACAUUACAAACCAAUGCAAAUGUUUUCGUUUGAGUGGAAUCUAUUAAAUAUCAUAUACAACUCAGAAAAUACCAUUAUUUAAAUACAAUUAGUUUUGUUUCUUGUUUGUCUUAUCUGGUGAUGUAAGGCCACUUGAUUGACUCCCUCACCAGUGUGCUGACUAAUGAACUAGGGAGCUGAUUGAGACACACCCAGAGAUUCAGUUAGGAUUUAUUUUUAUUUUUCUUAAUUAUUCCGAUCUUAAACAGGAAAAGAUGUCAAAACACAGAAAAACUCGUGCUGAAGUGAAUGAGUUUUGACGUGGAACACUAUUAUAAGGAUGGAGUUUAUUAAAGAAGAGAGUGAAGACCUGAAGAUUGGUGAAGAAUUCAGAGUCAAACAUGAAGAUACUGAGGAACAAACAAAGACUGUGUUUAAUAAAGGGGAAAAAGAAGACCUGAAGAUUGAGGAAACAUUCAGAGUCAAACAAGAAGAUACUGAGAAACAAACAGACAUGAUGGCACUGAAGGAAGAGUGUGAAGAACUGAAUGAAAUUGAAGAGAAAGAACAAAAUGAGAAACAUCAUGACUUCAAGACUGAAGAAAAACUGAUUAAUUUCUUGCAGACUGAAAAGACUACCUCACGAAAAGAAGCUCAAAAAAUACCAACUAGCAACCUUAAUUCCCAUACUGGAGAGAGCUCUUUCACCUGCCAAGAGGGUGGACAAAUUUUCAAUCAAAUAGAAAGCCUUGAAGUCCACAUGGAAAAUUACAAUGAGAAGGAGCCAAUAACAUGCUCUCAGUGUGGAAAGUGUUUUACACAGAAAAAAAAUCUCAAUGCCCACAUGAGAAUUCACAUUGGUGAGAGACCUUACAUCUGCGAACUGUGUGGAAAGAGUUUCAUACGAAAUGGAGGUCUUAAAAUUCACAUGAGAACUCACAGCGAAGAGAAGCCAUUCGAAUGUUGUCAGUGUGGAAAGAGCUUUACACUGAAAAAACUCCUUAAUGCCCACAUGAAAGUUCACACCGGAGAAAAGCCUUUUACCUGCAAACAGUGUGGGAAGAGUUUCGGAUUAAAAGGAAACCUUCAGACUCAUAUGAAAAUACACACUGGAGAGAAUCUAUUUGAAUGCGUUCAAUGUGGAAAGAAUUUCAUACAGAAAAAGCAACUUCAUUCCCACAUGAGUAUUCACACUGGAGUGAAGCCAUUCACAUGUGAUCAAUGUGGAAUGGGUUUCAGAUAUAAAGAAAGCCUUAAUUAUCACAUGAGGAUUCAUUCAAGAGAGAACAAUUUUAUAUGUGAUUUAGUGUGAAAGGUGUUUCACGGACAACAAAACAACUUAAGAAACAUAAUUACCCACUUUGGGGAGAAACCUUUCAUGUGCACAUUAUGGAAAGAGUUGCUCAAGAGAAGGAAACCUUGAGUUCACACUGGAGAGAAACCUUUUACAUGCCUUUGAAUGUAAAAUUAGAUGCACUUAUCCACUUUAUCCAUUAGAAAUUUUUAUGGGACUGGCUAUUUUAAGAUUAAUGCUAUUUCGUUUUCACAUAGAUACACAUAUGAAAGAAUUUGUUUGUCAGACUCUCUUAGUUAUAGAGUGUUAAAAACAAAUAAGCUGUGUGAAAUCAAGGCUGUUCACAUCGCAGCUUGAAUGCGUGCUACAUCUGAUCACUACCUUCAUAUGAUUACUUAUUUUAAUUCUUAAAUUUAUAAACCAAAAGAUUUUUAUUUUCUUUUGUGCAUAUGUGGCCAUACCUGUCCAUCGUCUUCGGUGUAGUUGCAAAUAUUGAUUGUUUGUGGUAGAUUCCCUCUAAUUUCAACUAUGUAAAUGUGUCACUGAAUUUCAUGCGUUGAUUCCUCAAAAUCCAUUAUCCAAACUUCUACCUUUCUGUGAAAUGCAA